AUGCCUUCGAUGUACCAAAGCCGGUCGAGUGUGCGAGGGCUAUACGCAAUCAAAAGCAUGGCUGUUGCAGUCCGCAACGCGUGGACCAUCGCCGCCCGAAGAAAUUGUCCCGUGUAUUUCCUGGAAUGCACGGCGCCUCGAAUCUCCUCCUACUUUGCCGAGAUGAUGGACUCCUUCGUCGACGAUAAAGCCAUGGUUCAGUACUCGUCUAGCUCGGCAUGGAACUUUUGGAAUCGGUUGGUCCCCCAAGCAAGCCGGAACCAGGCUUGUGUCCGUCAUAGCUUGGCUGCCUUGAGUAGCCUGCAUGAAUGGAUCGAGCUCACGAAACGAACACCUUGGCAGAACCACACCUUUACCCUCUACUACACCAAAGCCAUCACCGAGAUCAAUCAGAGUCAAAGUGCCUUGCCCCUCGAGAUCAUCUUGAUCUCAUGCAUCCUCUUCGCUCACUGUGAUUUCCUGAUGGGCGCAUCCGCCGCUGGACUCACUCAUCUGAAAUCUGGACAUCGCAUUAUUUCGGAGAACCGAAGAAGACAAGCCAUAAUUGCUCCAGAAGUUGCCGAAUUCAUUGAGCCUAUAAUACAUGGAUUCAUGGCCAAGUCGGAAAACUAUGCACUACGAGAAGAGACGGGAUCCAAGGCCAACUCGACAGAAGGUGUGACGUACGCGGUUCCUGACAUGCCCGAGAUAUUUGAAGACCUGGCUCAAGCAAACAAGCAUCUACAACAGGCUGUCUACAUGGUCCUCCUUCUUGAACUGGGUAAACCACACCAUUCAAAGCCGAUGAUCCCAGGUGUCCGCAAGUACGUCGCUGACUGGGCGAGCGCGUUCGGCCGCUGGAAAGCAAACCUGGAGCUUGACGAACCGCUUCUUAAGGACUGGCAGCUGUUGCUACUUGCUCACCACCGGAUGGCCCUGCUGAUCUUGAAGACUCUUCCUCCAGACAAUGACUGCUGUUACAGUCGUGCCGCCGCCGACUUCCGAAUCAUGUUCGCUCAGCUGCGGACCUUCUUGCGCAGUGGAUAUACUACAAUGGAAAGGGGACACGACAGCAACCUCGUCCUAAAGGUGCACUUAGGCUUUAUCACGCCGCUGUACUUUAUUGCUACACUGUGCCGCGUCCGCGAUAUCCGCCGAAAUGCGCUCGAGGCAUUGCAAGACUUGAGGAUCGUCGAGGGCCAUUGGAACAGCUGUGUGGCUUAUGCCGUGGCUAAAACCGUCAUUGAAAUCGAGGAGGCGUACGGCGAGACUCUGAUGAGGGUACAGCGUAUCAAGGUCGACAGUGUUGAUCGAGUGAAUGAUGGGAGUCUUGAGAUCAGAUACCACAAAGUGCCAGGACACGGGACUCACGGCGAUGCUGUCACGAGACGUAUCACAGAGCCUUGCUGUCACCAUGAAACAAACAUGCAAUGGGUAAGGGCCCUUGAAAACUUGCAUGCUCCCACUAACGACUCGUCCAGCCGCUACGGACACCCGUGUGAUGACGACCUGAAGAUGUGCACCGUGGACCUGGAGCCGCCGUGA
This is a messenger RNA of Fonsecaea erecta, 1524 nucleotides long. RefSeq lists its product as hypothetical. The record is from RefSeq and is a predicted model, not a curated record. The transcript is spliced from 3 exons. Lineage: Eukaryota; Fungi; Ascomycota; Eurotiomycetes; Chaetothyriales; Herpotrichiellaceae. The coding region runs from base 1 to 1524 and encodes 507 amino acids.